Molecule: messenger RNA, 488 nt
Organism: Striga hermonthica
Lineage: Eukaryota; Viridiplantae; Streptophyta; Magnoliopsida; Lamiales; Orobanchaceae
Source: the annotation of a GenBank genome assembly
AGUACAAGCCGUUGGGCGAGGCUGUUCGAACAACGAGCAACAUAUGGCGUUUGACUGAUGAAGAGAUGCAGCAACGACGAGAAAAAGGCCUUUGCUAUUCGUGCAACGAAAAAUUCACACCAUGCCACAAGUGCAAAGGUAAGGAAGUAUUUUUGUUAGAAAUUGGGGAUGAUUGCGAGGAGGAAAAACCUCAGGAGGAAUCCUUGUUGCAUAUGGUUAAAAGCAAGAAACGUGGUCCGAAGAUGAUCACAUUCACGGCUGAAGUUAGGGGCAAAUUGGUGGAAGUAUUGGUUGAUAGUGGGUCAACGCUGAACUUCAUUGACGAGGAGCUGUCCAAAGAAAUUGAGAUUCCGUUCACCAAGGUAAAACCUUUUGGAGUCAAAGUAGCAAACGGGGAAACACUACGAGGGGAUAUUCUCUUCAAGGGUGUAAAGAUGGAGGCUCAAGGUCAAAAGAUGAGAGUGGAUCUAUAUGCCUUGCCAUUGAAG